AUGAUGCAAACCCUCGAAACACGAAUUCCUAGCACCUUUGUAGGAUACAUGAAUGGCGAUCUGCUCUUCCACUCUGCUUCUCUUCUCUCCAGUCUGGACUUCAUCGCCUCGUCCUUUCUACCCGAUCACCCCAAUGUCAUGAUCAUGGGGCGGCGAUAUAAUCGAGAUAUGUCCUUGGAAGAUGAUUGGUCGAAAUAUUCUUCUUUUGAUUUUGACCGCGUCAUCGAAAACGAAAUAGCGUUCAGCGAUUUGUUCAUCACGGUAGCGCAGGACUACUUCAUCUACACGCACCAAACAUUGAAUUAUCUCGCCAUGGAAGACGUUGUGAUUGGUCGAAACGGAAUUGACAAUUAUCUGCUCGAUUUUUGCAUUCGCAAUCAGAUCGCUUUAAUCGAUGCCAGCGCGGCCAUUUUCGUUCUUCAUCAAACCGACGCGGAUGGAAACUGGGCAGGCUCGCGCGAGUCGCUCGACCGCGAUUGGAACUUGCGGAUUGUGCAGGAUUCGCUUGUUUUUGACUCGCUCAGCCAGGCUCCGUUUCAAUUGAAUCGACACGAAGAUGGAUCGCUGAGUCUUCAUCGCUAUCGGAAGGCAGAUAACGUGUAUUCGCGGGAAGAAAUGGAGUUCAUUAGCAAGUUUCUUCCCGCAGGUGCUGAUCGUUUGGAUUGUUUGUUGGACUCAGAACAAGGGUGUUUGUAUUAUGGAAAGGGACUGUUUGUUCCAUUUUUUGAAGGCCGGUGCGAUCGGUUUGACGUGUUUUUGUACGAUAUCUUCCAGAAGAAGUACGCCGGCACGUUGGAGAAAACGAAUGUUGCUCCGAAGCAGAGUUCGUGUAUGAACUAUCGCUCGUAUCUCACGCUCCCUACCAAGCGGGCUGUUUUUUAUGACGUGGUGAUCAUCGACGGGCUUUGCAGACAGUAUUCUGCGUUUUACGUGCUUUCUCGGCUGAAACGAAGCGACUCUCCAGUGCUGAUCCGCGGAUUGGAGCUGUUCCAAUACCGGAAUCUUUCCUCCUUUAUUGAGAAGUAUUAUGACAAGAUUGAGUGCUUGGAACCCUUUCCAAACACGGAGGGGUUCGAUUAUGUGGGGUUUUGUGCCUAUCGAGCGAAGCCUGCUGGGAAACAACCCUCCGAGAGUCUUCCAUUAUGGUGGUAG
Blastocystis hominis is the source of this 1152-nucleotide messenger RNA. RefSeq lists its product as hypothetical. Bases 1 to 1152 code for a protein of 383 amino acids. The record is from RefSeq and is a predicted model, not a curated record. The transcript has 3 exons. Lineage: Eukaryota; Bigyra; Opalinata; Blastocystidae.